Messenger RNA from Funneliformis mosseae, 591 nucleotides. NCBI's taxonomy places the organism in Eukaryota, Fungi, Glomeromycota, Glomeromycetes, Glomerales, Glomeraceae. The record is from the annotation of a GenBank genome assembly.
AUGGAGCCACCAAUCGUUUACUAUCCUCGUUCCGAGUAUAUAGAAACGGAUACGGGUAACAAAGUUAGCCGUAAGUCUGUGAUUUGUGGAAGCCAAAAUAUUAUAUUGGGUGGAAAAACUAUUAUUCAAACUGAUUGUGUUAUUAGAGGAGAUUUAAGACGUACUGGAGGUGGUCAUGCCGUAGUAGUGGCUAUUGGUAGAUAUUGUCUUCUAGCAAAAGGAAGCAUUAUUCGACCUCCGUACAAAACAUACAAAGGGACAUUUAGUUAUUAUCCUAUGAAAAUAGGAGAUCACGUAUCCAUUGGAGAAGGGAGUAUUGUUGAAGCAGCGACAAUAGGUUCAUUCGUGCAUAUUGGCAAGAAUUGUGUUAUUGGUAGAUUUGCGAUUAUAAAAGAUUGUUGUAAAAUUGAGGAUAACACAGUAAUACCACCAAAUACCGUUAAAAAGGAUGUUUUGAAAUUUUAUGCUAAUAGUAGCCUUUCGUUUCUUUAUUUAGGAGUAUUUGUUGAUGAAUUGCCGGAAUGUGUUCAGGAUCUUUACGAACUAAAGACAAAGGAUUUCUAUAUCAAAUUUCAACCAAAAGACAGUUGA